CGGGCUGCCCGUCAGAGACGAGUCCCCGCCUGCUUCCGUCUGAAUUUUGGCGCGAGCGGAAAAUGGCGGAGAUAAAGUCGGAGCAGCUUGAGAUGUCGGGACCUGAAUCCGGGCCCGUAACGGGACUGACGCCGGCGUGGCCUCGGACUACCAAGGCUUUGGCCGCGCUGCAGCUUUUGUUGCAGUGCUCGAGUUGUAACAAGCUGCUGCAGGAGCCAGUCUGUCUUGGAGGCUGUGAGCAUGUGUUUUGCCGUGCUUGCGUUGCUGAUUCUAUUGGGAAUGGCUGUCCAGUAUGUCAUGCUCCAGCGUGGGUGAAAGAUCUGCAGCCAAAUCGACAGCUACAUAAUAUUGUCAACCUUUGCAACCAGCUUGAAGCUGUCCUCAAUAACAAAGGCUCGGCAGCUGAUAAAAGUAACUCAGUUACACCGGAAAUGAAAGCUGAAAGAGAAACUGGUAAAAAGUGGGAUUUAAGAACACGGUUUAGUCCACGCAGUGGAAAAUUGAAGUGUGUUCUGGACAUGCACGCUUUAAAGAAGGAUCAGAAAAUAAGUCCAAGCUCCGAUUUGAAUGAAACUUCAUCUUCUGUAUUUGAAUUCUUGUCAUCGCCAUCUCCUCCACAUGAUUCUCCAAAGAGGAGAACUUCAGACAAGUCAAAACAGAGAGUUAGAAAAAGAUUGACUGAUGCUAAUAAAGAAUGGGGUUUUGGAAAAAGAACAAGCAAGAAAACAGCGAGAGAAGGUGACAGCCCUGGAACAAUGGAUCAUGACAGAGUUGUCUCAUUUUCCAGUCAACCAAUGGUUUAUAAUUUUCAGGACCAAGUAGUUGUAGGUGAACCUGUUGAAGAAUUGGCCCAUGCGGAUGCAGCUUCACUGCCUAACAAUGUAACUGACUCCAAUGUAGAGUCUACAAACAAAAAUCUGGGUGACAAUCUUUCUGAUGCAUGUAUCAAAGCAGCAGCUUCCAGUUGCGAAGAUGUUUCUCCAGUACAGUUGGCCAAAGUCUUAAAGAAGGAAGAGCAUGUUGUUCCUUUGCCCACAGCACAUGCCAUGGCUAAAAGAUUAAGAAAGUCAUCUGAUUCCAACUCUAAAACUCCCUCAAAAAAGAGCAAGAAAGGUCCAAGUUCUUGCACUAAAAUAUUGGCAGCAAGUUUCAGUAAGAAUAUGUGUGAACCAACUAAAUCAGACACGCAUCAGGAAUCUGCAACUCCACUGCUACUUAAAUCUGUGUUGAAUGAGUCUGAUAAUGAUAUACAAGCUAUUUCUUCAACAGAGAGUAGCUACAACACACCAUCUAACAAAGGUAACAGUGAGAGAAAACAGCAUGCAACACAGAAAUCUCCUCAUACACCACGAUCUACGCCUAAGAGCAGACUGGCUGGAAGUCAUACAACUCCAAUCUCUCCUCUUACUCCCUUAAUGAAGAGAAAUCACAAGGGUGAGACACCGCUGCACAUUGCUUCCAUAAAGGGUGACGUUGCAACAGUGGAGCAGCUCUUGGAGAAUGGAGCUAAUCCAAAUAUUAAAGACAAUGCAGGAUGGACGCCAUUGCAUGAAGCCUGUAACCAUGGGCAUGUGAAAGUUGUACAGAUGUUACUGCAGUUUGGUGUUCUAGUGAAUACACCAGGAUAUGAAAAUGAUUCUCCAUUGCAUGAUGCAGUAAGGAAUGGGCACGUGGAUGUUAUUAAGCUGCUCGUUUUACACGGAGCUUCUCAAGAUGUGAUCAAUAUCUUUGGUUUGCGGCCGAUUGAUUAUGCAAAUACUGAACAACUGAUUGCAGCUCUGAAGCCUUCCACUAAAGAUGAAAAUCCAGUUGUUGAGCAAUGCCUUGCACAGGCAUCUACGAGCCAGAGAAGAGAUGAACCUAUCAUGUUGUUGGGAAGUGGACUCCUUCCAGCUGACAAGAAUAAGCUCAACAGAUUAAUAAGGCUACUAAAAGUUGGAAGUUGCACUGAAUUUAGUACCUCUGUGACGCACAUUAUUGUUCCCAGUGAUCAUGCUCUCUGUACCAUGAAGUGUUUGAUGGGGAUUAUCUCUGGCUGCUGGUUUGUGGAUUUGCAGUGGGUGGCAGCUUGUCUGGAGUGCAAGGACAGAGUUUCUGAAGAAGACUACGAGAUAAGUAGCAUGACUGGCCCCAAGCGUGGGCGUCUUAACCGGGAGCAGCAGCUGCCAAAGCUGUUUGAUGGCUGCCACUUCUAUUUCAUGGGCUCUUUCAAAAGCUGCAAGAAAGAGGAUUUGGUUCACUUGGUCAAGCUUGGUGGAGGCCAAGUCCUUGCCCGGCAGCCCAAGCCUGAUAGUGAUGUGACUCAGAGUAUCAAUACUGUGGCCUACCAUGCAUCGCCGGGCUCAGAUCAGUCUUUCUGUACACAGUACAUCAUAUAUGACAAAGACAGUAACUACAAGCCUGAGAAGAUGAGGCUGGGUAAAGUGUGGACAACUCAUUCUGCAUGGCUGAUUAACUGUGUGAAAUCAUUUGAAUUGCUUCCAGUUACUGAGAGCUAGUGAAAUUAUAUCUGAAUAUGUAGUUGAUUUAUUUUAUAAAAUUAUGUGCCUCUAUGUGCUGUUGUAUUAAAAUGGAACAGCAGCUCAGAAAAUGAAUAAUAUUAAAAUUGAGGGUCAAAGUUUACUUAAUUCACUGUAUAAAUUGCUUUAUAAUGACCUUCCUCUGCUAACUUCUCUUAUAUUUUGUUACAUUAACUGCUCAUUAUGCUAAAUUAAGCUCAUUCAAUAAAAAGAUUUAUUUGCAUCUUGCUCUAGACGUUUUUCGUACUCGAUUUGUUUUAACAUGAAAAGAAUAAUGGAAUAUAUGUACUUGCUUUGAAUCUUGUCAUCCUGUGUGCAACUAUUGUAGAGUUUUCAUUUUUUCAUUGUUGACAUGGUAGUUAUCAAAUCAUGUACUUAUACUUCUUUCAGAGUCAUGACUGUUGACUUGACAAAUCGCUGAAAUGAAAAUCACCGAAGAAAACUAA
Messenger RNA from Mobula hypostoma (lesser devil ray), 2965 nucleotides. It is a transcript of the gene bard1, whose product is annotated as BRCA1 associated RING domain 1. Bases 63 to 2498 code for a protein of 811 amino acids. Gene Ontology annotation, biological process: protein K6-linked ubiquitination. Lineage: Eukaryota; Metazoa; Chordata; Chondrichthyes; Myliobatiformes; Myliobatidae. Gene Ontology annotation, cellular component: BRCA1-A complex; BRCA1-BARD1 complex. The transcript has 11 exons. The record is from RefSeq and is a predicted model, not a curated record. Gene Ontology annotation, molecular function: protein binding; ubiquitin-protein transferase activity.